AUGUCGACUGCAACUUCUGCUUACUCAAGAAGACUACUACUUCACACAGCCUAUCAACCACCUACCACUGCAUCACCACCAUUUGCAGACGCUCAUCAAGCAACUCACUCUUACACACAUCAUAUGAGCUUUGAUGCAAAUGUUGUCAUGGUCCUAUCGGUACUCUUAUGUGCACUAGUUUGCUCACUUGGAUUGCAUUCCAUCAUAAGAUGUGCGUUGAGAUACUCCAAUCUAUUAUCAUCCGAAGCUAGUGACGAGCUCGCGGUUCGUUUGGCUAACACAGGGGUCAAAAGAAAGGCCCUGAAGAGUUUCCAGACGGUAAGUUACUCUACAGAGCCGAAGCUGCCUGGUUUAGACACAGAGUGUGCCAUAUGUCUCUCUGAGUUUGUGUCCGGAGAGCGAGUCAAGCUUCUGCCCAAGUGCCACCAUGGAUUCCACGUCCGGUGUAUAGACAAAUGGCUCAGUUCACACUCGUCCUGUCCCACUUGCAGGCACUGCCUCAUUCAGACUUGCCAGAAGAUAGCUGGCUGCAGCGAGACGACCUCUUCAGCUAAUCAACCACGACAGGACAUGAUUAGCUUGCAUAUAGCACCAUUAGGACCGGAGAGAUUGAUACACGGUUUCUAG
Messenger RNA from Thlaspi arvense, 627 nucleotides. Lineage: Eukaryota; Viridiplantae; Streptophyta; Magnoliopsida; Brassicales; Brassicaceae. The record is from the annotation of a GenBank genome assembly.